Molecule: messenger RNA, 555 nt
Organism: Humulus lupulus (European hop)
Lineage: Eukaryota; Viridiplantae; Streptophyta; Magnoliopsida; Rosales; Cannabaceae
Product: elicitor-responsive protein 3
Exons: 5
Coding region: 1-555 (184 amino acids)
Source: RefSeq, a predicted model, not a curated record
AUGAAAGGGGGAAUUCUUGAAGUACUUCUUGUCAAUGCUGAAGGCAUUAGACACAAACAUCUUGUUGGGAGAUCAGACUAUUAUGUCUUUAUAGAGUGUGGAGAGCACUUGUAUAGAAGCAAAAUAUCAUCAGGUGAAGAUGAAAAGGCUUGGUGGAAUGAAAAGUUCACUUUUGAAUUUCCAAUGUCUGAUUGGAAAAAAUUAACCCAUCUCAAGUUUAGAAUUAUGAACAGACAACUCUUCUCUGAUGGUGAAUUUGUGGGUGAAACUAUAAUUUACUUAGGUGGAAUAAUCACAGAGGGGUGUGACAGAGGGUUUUUAGAAGUGAAACCAGGCCCAUAUAAUGUAGUACUUGAAGAUGACACUUACAGAGGACAGCUAAAGAUUGGACUCAAAUUUAUUUCAAAAAAAAAUGUGAUAGAGAAAACACAAGAGCACAUUACAGAGGAACAUAAUAGGUCUACCGAGUGUGGUAGAAUUGUUCAUUUAUGGAGAACUUUAUGGUGGUGGUCUUCCUUUUUCUAUUCAAGGGAUUCAAAUAAAACACAGCCGUAA